AUGACUGUGGCGUCAUCGUCGGAUGGCGCUCUUCAGGAAACUGUUCUACAAGAAACCGCCGGAUCGGCUAUUGGAGAUCAGCGACAGAGUCUACGAGCUCUUGCUUCCUUAUUCAACUUGGGAUUUUGUUCUUUGCUUGCAGUGUUUGACUGCUGUUUUUCAUCCGCCAUUUUGGAAGAAGACGAGUACAAGAAUUACAUGGUUAAUAUUGUUUCGCAGUUACAGACCAGUUUUCCUGAAGCUUCUAUCAUGGCGUUUAAUUUCAAAAAGAGUGAAGCUAGAACCCCGUUUAUGGAAAUUCUUGCCUACUACAAUAUCAGUGUCAUAGAGUAUCCUGACGGAUACCACGGAUGUCCUCUACUUCCCUUGGGAAUGAUUUACCAAUUUUUAAGGUCUUGUGAAAAGUGGUUAUCAUCUGGGGGGCAUCAGAAUGUUCUUCUGAUGCACUGUGAAAGAGGAGGUUGGCCUGUUCUCGCUUUCAUGCUUGCAUCUCUUUUGCUCUACAGCAAUCAGUAUAAUGGAGAGGAAAGGACACUGGAAAUGAUGUAUAAGCAGGCCCCUAAGGAGCUCUUGAGCCUUUUAUCUCCAAUAAAUCCACUAUCUUCUCAUUUGAGAUAUCUUCACUAUAUCACCACACAAGGAAACAAUUUAGAGUGGCCUCCCUCCCCAGUGCCAUUCAUUUUGAAUUCCCUUAUUCUUAGAGUUAUUCCAGACUUUGAUGGUGCUGGGGGAUGUAGGCCAAUUGUUCGUGUCUAUGGUCGAGACCCUUCGAGCAUGAUUGAUAGUAGUAGCUCUAGGGUUCUUUUCUCAACAUCAAAUGUGACAGAACAAGUUCGACAUGUCAGACAGGUAGGGGCAGAUAGCACACCGACCGUGAUUGAUGUUCAUUGUGGCAUUCAAGGAGAUGUUGUCCUUGAAUGUACACAUUUGGCUGAGGAUCUGGAACAUGAGGAGAUGAUGUUUAGAAUUACAUUCAACACUGCAUUUAUUCAACAAAAUGCUCUGUUGCUGAGUAAGGAUGAGAUAGACAUCAUGUGGGGUAUUGGAGAUCGAUUCUCAAGAGACUUCAAAGCAGAGGUACUGUUUUCAGAAUAUGACAAGGAUUCUGACAACCACCGGAGAGUUGCAGCGGUAGAUGAAGAUGAAUUGGAAGCGGAAGAAUUUUUUGAAGCAGAAGAGAUCUUUAGCAAUGCUGAUUUGCAAGACGGAUCUAGAGAUUCAGAUAUUCGUACAGUUCGAACUGUUCUAAAUGAUAGCACUCCAUCUGAAAUUUCAAAAUGGGAAGGUCUACUCAGUCGUAAACUGGAAUAUGGUAAAGCAUGGAACCUUAAGACUGAUAAGGCCCAAGAAAUUUCUAUCUUAGAUGAUUCUGGAAAAGAUUGCAGUAUCAAUUGUAUCACUUCAUCACUGGAUAAAGAUAAGAACAACCUAGAAAUCAAACCUUCCAAUUAUCAUGCUGACGAUGACGACACCGAGGAACAAUCAUUUCAUGAUGGUAGUCCUAUAUUUAGAACUCCUAAAAUGUUUGACCUCAUACAAGAAGUUAAAAAAAAUGUUUCUCUUGUAAAUGAAGGGAUGAUUUCACCGUUUGUUGGUUACUUGAAUCAGGAAGCAGAGUGCCUUACAGACGCCAAUUCUUUAGGCUUAAUUGAUUCAAGUGUAGUAGGUGAUGGAAGUAGCAGGUUAGAAACUGUGUCUACAGAUAAAUUGGAGGACUGUGGAGUAAAUGAAGUUUUUAAAAAGGUUCUAGAUAAGGAGUUUAUAGAAAUGGGAUCUGUUUUUGAUGAAAAUGUUCCUGACUCUAGGACCUCUAGCAUGACUGAUUUCAGAAAGGACGCAGAGGAGACUCUUAAUUCAGACGUUCAAGGAAUGACCUCCUUAGAAUCCCAUAGUUUGAGACAGGGCUUGAAGGGCACUAUGCCAAUUGCUUCAGGUGAGAUGACUGAGAGUUGGGAAACUCCAUUUUUGCUUGGUGAAAGUGCUUUGGAAGAUGAAAAUAUCAAAAAGGAUGUUAGUGCUGAUUUUCCUGCAAUAAACUUAAUCCGUUGUAGCGAGCCUACUCAUUCCGGGAGGUCAGAAAUUGAUGAGAUUAAUAGCAAAGCUCGUGAUUUCCAAAUAGAUGAUGUUGUCACCCAGCCUAAGGAGUUGCUUGAGGUUCUUUGUGAAAAUUCAUUGGUUGGUGCCUGUAGAGAAAAGCUUCAGGAACAGCUUCUCACUAUUGGACAAGACGAACCAAAUUGCACAGUGGAUAUGCCUUCUGAUUCAGUUAUAACGGUGCAACAGGGGGAACAACAGAAAUUGAUUGACAAUCAUGCCAAACAUGAGGAAUCACAAACAAUAUCUUCUAAGGAAUCUGCCAACAAAUAUUCUAAUGCGAAUGUGAUCCGCCUGCCAUCUCCUUCACUCAUGCUUAACAGCUUGCUACCUUCUUUACGAACCUCCAGAUUUUUGCAAGAAGUUGAAUCCACAGAGUCACCAAAUGUUGCUACAGAAUCAACAGUAAUAUUACCUUUGCCACCAUCUUUCACGAAGGCUUGCCCAUCUUCUGCCACCUCUACACAGAGUUCACCCCAUUCCUCUUCUCAGUCAUUACAAACACAUCACUUAAAUGCUACUUGCACCCUUCCACUUGAAACCAUUUCUUCUCCUACUUUACCAGAUGCCGUUUCUGAAAAUAACUCUCCUACUUUACUAACUGCACAAACUCCAUCGUUAUAUUUAGGACCUCUUUCAUCUACUACUGCUACUCCUUCGACCCCUCAAGCACAACCCUUCCAUUCUUCUUCUCCAGUCAAAGGCAUGGCUCCUCAAGUCCCAGGUCUUUACAAACCUCCAAGCCCACCUCCUCUUCCACCUUGGUCACCCCAUAAUGGGAGAGAAAUAUCAUCGUUAUAUCAGCACCCACUCCCUCACAAAGUCCCUGCAUAUUCCGAAUCCUUGCUUACAGCUGCUCCCGUCAUUGGCAUAACUUCUACAACCCCUUGCCCACCCCCUCCACCCCCACCACCAACUCCACAGUUAUCUCUUUCAACUCUGAAAUUCAGGGAAGAGCAUGUUUCAAUUUCCCCUUCACCUAUCCGAAACCCUCCCCCACCACCUCCCUAUCCUCCAACUUUUCACUCAACUGCUCUAGCCAAAAGCAUAACUCCACCAUCUCCACCUCCUCUAAAUCCACCAUCAUCAUCACUUCCUCUUUUUCCACUAGCUUCUUCUAUACCUCCUGAUUCUGCUACUCCUUUCAUUACCUCACCUUUGCUUUCUACUGCUCUAAUUAAUAUCAUACCUUCCCCACCUCAGUCAUCAGUACAUGUUACGGAACCUCCUACAUUGUCACCCGCACCAGCACCAUUCUCACCGCCUCUCUCCCCGCAUCCCACAUCCUUCCUUUCUGAGUUUCCAACUAACAGGAUAGCUCCUGCAUCUCCUCCAUCGCCACAGCCAUGCUCAGCACCCCCAAUCCCUCCACCUCCUUCCCCACCUCCACCACCACCUUCAACCCCUCAUCCACCUCCACCUCCACCUUCAACGCCUCCACCCUCAAUUGCAACCCCACCUCCAACCCCAAACCCUUCAUGCUCAUCAAUCUAUUCAUCCUCUUAUCCAGAUCUCAUACAUAACAGUUCCAAUGGUCUGCUCUCUUCUUUCUUACUUCCAAAUGGAGGAGGAAUAUGCCAAGCUCCAUCACCACCACCUCCUCCUCCUCCAACACCCCCUUUCAGGAAAAAACAAAGUGCUCUUGAAUUACUUGCAUCUUACCUACCUCCCUUGCCUCCAAUCAAUGUUAAACGUGCUAUAAAUGACCUUUUAACAAUACCUCCUACACCUUCUCCGAAUAUUGUUAAGAAAGGUGAGUUUCCCUUUCUCACUUCUCACCCACCUUUAUCACCGCCUCUACAGCAAGAAAUUAUUUCUGAAGGUCAUGGAGCAACGUCUCCACCAUUUCAACCCUUGGUAUCAUCAAAUAUAGCAAACCUUACUAGUGUUGAAACUUCUACUCCAAGUUCUGCAGAUCUUUUGUCCCAGGGACUUCCAGCAUCUCUUGGAGGUCCAUCUACUGCUCCACCACUGCCUCAUUCUCCUCCACCUCCUCUUCCUCCUCCUCCUCCUCCUCCUCCUCAAAGACAUGCUUCAUCUCCAUUCAAACCCAUUACCCCUCCUGUUGGAGAAUCUCUACCCGUAAAUUCAGUUCCUCCACCAGAGUUUACAGCUCCUUCAAGUGCUCUACCUCCAGCAAAUUCUCCAACUCCACCACCAUAUCCACCUCUGCCUAAUGGAAUGGCUCUAAAACUAACCCCAACUCCAUGCAAAGCUUCAGUUGCACCAACAGUCCUGGCAACUCCUCUUCCUCCUACGUCUCCAGGAUCUGCAACUCCAUGCCCUUCCCAUGGAGCAAAUCCACCAUUAACUUCACCACCACCCCCUCUCCUUGGAGAGACAUAUUUACCUUUCCUUGAAGGGUGCAGAAGACCUUCCAAUUCGCCACAAACUUCAUCUUGGGGCUUUGCAGAAGAUAAAUGUCAAACUUCUCAUAUAAAGUCUCCACCACCACCACCACCGCCUCCAGCCCCUCCAAAUUUUGGAGUUCGAGCACCACCUCUUAUACCUCUACCUCUAACAGGCAGACUUACAGAAUCGCCCCUACAACUCUCUCCACUGAAUUAUAGUGUGGCUCCACCACCACCACCUCCUCCAACUACUAGUAGAUGUCCACCGCCACCACCACCCCCUCCUCUAACUACUACAAAAGCUCCUCCUCCGCCACCACCUCCUUUAGCUACUAAUGCUGCUCCACCACCACCACCACCACCACCGAUACCACCACCUCCUCCCACUACAAUUGGUGCUCCACGUCAUUCUCUAACUACUAGCGGAGUUUCACCAUUGCUGCCAUCACUGCCCCCUACAUCCAUUAGCGGUGCUCCGUUACCACCCCCAUUUCCAACUAUUAGUGGAGCUCCACCACCCCCUCCUCCAGCUACUAGGGGAGUUCCACCACCCCCACCCCCUCCUCCAAUUAUUAAUGAAGCUACACCAUCAUCACUUAUUGGAGCUCCUAGGGGAACAUUGACAUCACCUCCAGUGCUUGGAGCUCCUAGGGGAGCACUGCCACCACAUCCACUCCCAGGAGGACCUGGAAGGGCUCCACCACCACCUCCUUUGCCAGGAAAACAUGGAACUCCUCCACCACCCCCACCUUUACCUGGUGGAUCUAGGGGAGCUUCUUCAACAUUGCAAAUUAUUGGAGGACAUAGUGGAGCUCCUCCUCCUCCACCUCCACCUGCUGCACGUGGUGGUGAAACUCGAUUACCACAGCCUCCCUCUGGAGGAAGUGUACCAUUGCCUCCAUUGCUUCCAAGGACUCCAGGUGCUCCUCCGCCACCUCCAGGCUCUGGUUUAAGAGGACCACCAGCAUUACAUUCAAUGGCAGAGGGAAAAGGACAUGGACUUGCAGGUUCGGCUAGUCCUGCAGCAGUAAAGAAGUCAUCAUUAAAGCCAUUGCAUUGGGUGAAAGUAUCAAGAGCUAUGCAAGGAAGUCUGUGGGCAGAAUUACAAAAGCAUGUUGAUGUCUACAGCACGCCAGAAUUUGAUGUUUCCGAGCUUGAGACACUUUUCUCAGCAGCUGUUACUAAAUCUCAAGGACGCGGCAAAUCUGCUACUAAAUCUGAUAAAGUUCACUUGAUUGAUUUAAAACGGGCUAAUAACACUGAAAUCAUGCUGACAAAAAUCAAAAUGCCGCUACCCGAUAUGAUGAAUGCUGCUCUAACAUUGGAUGAUUCUCUCCUAGAUGGUGAUCAAGUUGAAAAUCUUAUUAAAUUUUGCCCAACUAAAGAAGAGAUGGAGCUCCUUAAGAACUAUACUGGAGACCGGGGAAAUCUUGGAAAAUGUGAGCAGUUCUUCCUUGAAUUGAUGAAGGUUCCUCGUGUAGAGGCCAAGUUAAGGGUCUUUUGUUUUAAAAUCCAGUUUAAUGCACAGACAGCCGAUAUAAGAAAGAGUUUGUAUGCUGUUGACGCUUCGUGUGAAGAGAUUCGUAACUCAAACAAGCUAAAGGAAAUCAUGAAGAAAAUUCUAUAUCUAGGAAAUACACUUAAUCAGGGAACUGCAAGAGGUGCUGCUGUUGGUUUCCGUUUAGAUAGCCUCCUCAAACUAUCAGAUAUGCGUGCUACGAACAACAGGAUGACUCUCAUGCAUUAUCUUUGUAAGGUCCUCGCUUCAAGGUCACCACAUCUGCUGGAUUUCCAUGAGGAUUUUAUCAGCCUAGAAGCGGCAUCUAAGAUACAAUUGAAGACUUUAGCUGAAGAACAACAAGCUGUGGUCAAAGGAUUAGAGAAGGUUGAGAUGGAGCUGAUCGCUUCAGAAAGCGAUGGGGUAAUAUCUGAGACUUUUCGUAAGACUUUGAAGGAUUUUACUGUGGUUGCUGGAGCUGAAGUUCGGUCACUAACAGCACUUUAUAAUGCAGUGGGUCAAAAUGCAGAUGGUCUUGUUCUUUAUUUUGGCGAAGACCCUGCUCGCUGCUCCUUUGAACAAGUCAUCACCACUCUUAUGAACUUUGUUCGGAUGUUCCGACGAGCACAUGAAGAAAAUUGCAAGCAGGCCGAACUUGAGAAGAAAAAAGCACAUGAGUCCAACAAAAUACAAAUUUCCAAUAAAUUGAAGUGUAGGUGACUUCAGUUCUUGCCAGAAAAACCACUUUUCACCAUUUUUGGCAUACUUUCAGACUUGAACAUGACACCAACAUCAACAUAUAAGAAUUGGGUAUUUUUGAAAUCUUUGGAUGAUCCACUGAUCCAUUCUAUUUGUUCCAGCCUUGCAUACCCUCUCACCUUUGUACAAAGCUAAUCCCACUAUUCUUUAAUUCUUUCUUUAGCAUUAUUGUUAUAAUUUGUUUAGAUGAGAGAAAUUGAUUUGUUACAGUAAUUUAGUGUGAAUCCUAAAUUUAAAUUUGUCUAUGUACAACAUUACAGCUUCGAGCAUUACAAGAAGAAAAAGCCAGCAGGGGAGCUGAUCAUAGAAA
This is a messenger RNA of Dendrobium catenatum, 7012 nucleotides long. RefSeq names its product formin-like protein 20. The transcript is spliced from 18 exons. The record is from RefSeq and is a predicted model, not a curated record. NCBI's taxonomy places the organism in Eukaryota, Viridiplantae, Streptophyta, Magnoliopsida, Asparagales, Orchidaceae. The coding region runs from base 1 to 6663 and encodes 2220 amino acids.